This is a messenger RNA of Rubroshorea leprosula, 538 nucleotides long. The record is from the annotation of a GenBank genome assembly. Lineage: Eukaryota; Viridiplantae; Streptophyta; Magnoliopsida; Malvales; Dipterocarpaceae.
GCAAUUAUAAUUUCUGCUGAAGAUCUAGAAUCAAAAGAAAAAAAAAUUCCAGUCUUUCUUUUUUUUCCACCAUGGAACUGGACAAAUACUGGUGCAGUUCAGACAGUCAUAGUUUCCGGUGGAGCAAAUGCUGUGGAGAACCUUCAACUGGCCGCUGCUACGACCAGAUUGUUUCCAUAAACACCCUGGUGGUGAGCAGAUCAAAGCUGCCAUGGUGGACAAUUCUGUGGAGAAGGCUUAAGAGGGAGAAGAAGAAAAUCUUUAUUUGUUCUUCAAGCAAUGAAGCACUGAACGUUUCUUAUGAUCCUUACACCUAUGCCAAGAAUUUCGAUCAAGGCUUGAUGUCAGAUCCUGAAGACAUUUCCAGGUCCUUCUCAGCUAGGUUUGCUGUUCCUUCUAGGAUUUUUGAAAAGGGUGGAUUGAAAGUUUGAAGCCAAAAAUUCAGCAACAAAUUGGUUUCUUUUUGUUGUGAAUGAAUCAGCUGUUAUAUUAAUGUAGUUUCCAUAUUUUAUCAUUCUAAUAAAAAUUUCUUCUUUUC